AACUCCAUGUGUAAUCAAAGGUCCCUUUUAUAUCCGGCUCGAAGGACCAACAGCAGCACAUGCGACCUUCCUGCAGUUAGUGAGCGUUCAUAAUUCUCAGUUAAACCAAUUAGCUAACUGAUAAAUUUUUUCGUUCUCCUCAUGUCUAUUCAAGGUAUUAUAAUGAGAGAGUAUUUGCAUAGAGCAUUUAUAUUGGUUGAGUGUCUGUAACAGUUCUGGAGCGUGAAACAGGUUUGGAUGAAAUGGUACCCUGAGGGCCUGGAGUUUCACUCGCACGAAAUUUAAAAUCCACGCUACGCUCAGUGGCAAUGAAUUGUGGACGAUAUGAGGGUGUGUUGUGCUUUUCUGAUCCUUGCGUGUUUGGUGCUGCUGGAGCCCACGUGCUCCUUUGCCGCUAUUAGGGUUCCAAAUGGCAAGAACCCAACUGUUCACCAAGACUCUAAUGUUAAUUCCAGAGAAAAAACAGCUGACUACUGGUAUGAUAUAGCACAAAAUUUCCUUGAGAAAGCCAAACUUAGGAAACCUAACACGAACGUUGCCAAAAAUGUGAUCCUUUUCUUGGGCGAUGGUAUGUCUGUACCAACUGUUACUGCCGCAAGGAUCUACGCAGGUGGUGAAUCAUACCAACUGUCCUUCGAAAAGUUUCCAUACACAGGUGUUUCUAAGACUUAUUGCUUAGACAGAAUGGUGUCAGAAUCAACAUCUACUGCCACUGCCUAUCUUGCAGGAGUGAAAGCCAAUAGGUACACAUCAGGUCUAACUGGUGCUGUCAAGAUUGGUGAUUGUGCAGGUUCCUUAUUACCUGAGAACCAGGUGCCAUCUAUAGCUGCUUGGUCUCAAAAAGCUGGAAAAUGGACAGGACUUGUAACUACUACAAGGGUUACACAUGCUUCUCCUGCAGGGCUAUUCUCCCAUACAGCACACAAAGAAUGGGAAUCAGAUGCUGACGCAGCCAAUCACUGGAAAUAUCCUUCAAACUGUCAAGACAUAGCAAGACAACUAAUAGAAAAUGAGGUUGGAUCAAAUUUCCACGUUAUUAUGGGCGGUGGGCGUAACAAAAUGAUUCCUAAGGACGUAAAAGAUGAUGAGGGAAAAGUUGGAAAACGUGCAGAUGGUAGAAACUUGAUAGAAGAGUGGCAAAAAAGGAAGGCUGAGGAGAAAAAGAACUACCAGUACGUCUGGAACAGGAAACAGCUGUUGAAAAUCAAUGAUACCAUCGAUUAUUUGCUUGGUCUCUUUGAAAACGACAUGUGUAAAUACCACGUAGACAGGGAUCCAGAAAUGGAUCCUACCCUAGAAGAGAUGACAGAAGCUGCCAUCAAAAUCCUCAGCAAAAGUCCUAAAGGUUAUUUCCUCUUCGUUGAAGGUGGCAUGAUUGACCAAGCUCACCACUUCAAUAAGGCUGGCAAAGCACUGGACGAAACUGUUGAAUUUGCAAAGGCAAUACGAAGGGCUACCGAGCUUACCAAAGAAGAUGACACCUUGAUUGUGGUGACUGCAGACCAUGCUCAUACCAUGAACAUUGGAGGAUACCCAGAAAGAGGGCAAGAUAUCUUGAAACUGAGCAAUUUCAGCGAUGUCCUUCCAAUAGCUGGACCUGUUCCAGUUUUGACAUAUGCUAAUGGCCCUGGAUUCAAGGUCACCAAUAAUGGAACUCUCUAUAAUUUUACUGCUGACAAUAUAGACAUGGACUACCAGUAUCCAGGACUAUACAAGACUGUUGUGGAAACCCAUGGAGGUGAUGAUGUCCUCAUCUAUGCCAAGGGACCAUGGUCACACUUAUUCCAAGGUGUUAUGGAACAAAACACCAUCCCACAUCUGAUGGCUUAUGCUUCUUGUGUUGGUAGCAAAAGCACAGCUUGCAAUGAUGGGUUCACUCCCAGCUCAUCUUCCGUAUUUUCGUGCAAUUUUGUGAUAAUUUAUUUCAGCCAGCUGUUACUGUUUUUUUCCUAUUUUUUAGUUAAAUUAUAGAUUUGUAGGUA
Harmonia axyridis is the source of this 1982-nucleotide messenger RNA. RefSeq names its product alkaline phosphatase-like. Gene Ontology annotation, molecular function: alkaline phosphatase activity. Gene Ontology annotation, biological process: dephosphorylation. The transcript has 7 exons. The coding region runs from base 325 to 1971 and encodes 548 amino acids. The record is from RefSeq and is a predicted model, not a curated record. Lineage: Eukaryota; Metazoa; Arthropoda; Insecta; Coleoptera; Coccinellidae.